Molecule: messenger RNA, 5905 nt
Organism: Microplitis demolitor
Lineage: Eukaryota; Metazoa; Arthropoda; Insecta; Hymenoptera; Braconidae
Gene: Atg17
Product: RB1-inducible coiled-coil protein 1
Exons: 9
Coding region: 925-4881 (1318 amino acids)
Biological process (GO): autophagosome assembly; piecemeal microautophagy of the nucleus; glycophagy
Cellular component (GO): phagophore assembly site membrane; extrinsic component of membrane; Atg1/ULK1 kinase complex
Molecular function (GO): protein kinase binding; molecular adaptor activity
Source: RefSeq, a predicted model, not a curated record
AAUACACACAAGUGAUCACAUAUAUAGAUAUAUAUGUGUAUAUAAAAUAUAGUUAGAUAGAAAAUCGUGAUUUUCUUUGUUCGCUGUCUUGCGCAUUCAUUUUUGUUAUAACGCGCAGUCUUUGUUCUCAUUUAUUAUUUUAAUAAUAUACAUAAAUAUAAAUAUAUAUUAGUAUUUACGUUAAUUAAAUAUACAUAUAUAAACAAACAAAUGGAAUAAAAUAUAAUUUUAUAAUUUGUAUCAAUACAUAAAAAUAUAUUGAUAUAGAUAAAUAAUAAAUAUAAAAAUAAAAUUAAAAACGCAAGUGCUUUGUUUUGAAGAACCAGCUGAUUGACAGAUUAAAGAUUUUUUAAAAAAACUUGGGAAUGAAUAUAAAUUGAAAGUUAUUAUCUAUGAUAAAUUUUCAUUACCUUCAUAGUUACUAAUUAACGUAAUUUAUAUGGUUGAUAAUAAUUAAUCAUAAUAAUAAUAAUAAUAAUUGUUUGUGAAUCUAUGAUAAAAAACAGAUUAAACGGGGCCGUCCUCGCAAAUUGUGAGAUACGUGGGGUACGGCCCCAAAGCUGACUACUGGGGUUACUAAGGGACAUAUUUUAUGUCUCUAAUUUAAUUACAAAUAAUAAAUAAGUACACAAGUUAAGAGAAGCAGAGAAGAAAAAAGUAAAAUUUUGAUGGAGUUUUUGGAGUUGGAGCUGAAAUUGGAGUUGAGUUUGAAUUUAUGAAAAAAAUAAUCGAAUUUUAAAUCUGAAGAUUUAAAUUUACGGAUGCACCAUAAAUGUGAUAUGAAUUUAUAUUUAAAAUUAAACUAAUUGGAUAUUUUUGAUAAAUUGUUAGUCUUUUUUUUUACGCUUUGGUAGCUGAGUUUUUAUAAAGUUUCUUUUGGAUUAAAUUUUGCUGAAGAAGUUUUUAUUUGAGUGAAUUUCGAAAAUGUUGUAUGUAUUUCAUGUUGAUACUGGUGCUACGUUAACCUUUGACAUCAAAUUAGCACUUCAAACUGUCGGUGAGCUGAAGGAAGCGAUUGAACGAGAAUGUGGGGUUUUAGCAAUACACCAAGUGUUACUGAUGAGCGGUGGCGAGAGUUUAGAGGCUCAUGCACGAGUUUGCUCAUACUCUGCUGGCACAGACACAAAUCCCAUUUAUUUGUUCAGCAAAGCAUCUAUCGAAAGUCAAGUACCACCUAUUCCCCACACUGAUUACAGUACAGAUGUCGAUUUAGUAGAUCAAAUAACAGCUUCCUUAUCUAUGCCUGCAACCUAUGCAACAUUAGUAGCACGUGCCCAAUUAGCCCAACAAUGUUGUGCAAUAGCCCGUGAACAAACACGAACAUGUGAGCGACUAGUUCAUGAUCAACAUCUCCAACAACAAGGAUGGGCAGCAGUAGUAGCUAAUUUAGAAGAUAUAACUCACAUGUUCAAUUCAAAAGCUGAUUUACUGCAACAAUCGUUUACCCAAUAUUUAGAAGAACGUCACCAAUACAUAGAUUUGCUUAGUAAUUUUAAUAGUGACUUGAAUACUCUAUCAAAGAUACCGAUUUUACCGGCAUUGAGAGCUCAAGCCGAAGGUUACUAUGAUCCAGAUGACACCGAGGACUACAUGCAGCAAAAUAACUGUGAAAUAAUGAGUUUAUUACGUUGGAUAUCAGUUAAAGACAAUCAGAGCAACAUAGAACUAGUUGCCGAACAAUGUUCACGUGGGCUUGAACAGUUUGAUGAACGAAUGAUGGAAGCGCUUCAGAGUGAAGUUAAUAUGGCUAUUGAUGCUGCAAAUAAACCCGAAAUGAAGGAAAUCAAGGGUUUGGGUGAACGUUUAUUUGCAUUGGAACAAUUAAUGGCGCAGACUAAACGUUUAGUACAGGAACAAGGGGAAUUGGCACAGGGAUUUCAUCAAAAUCAAACACGUGCUAAUAAUUUGGGCGAUGCUAGUGUGUUACCCGAUUUGUGUGCGAGCCAUCGUAAGCAAUUGGCAGUUAUGAUGGAAAAUCAUAGCCAAUUAAGAGAUAUUCGUAGAAGGUGUACAAGAGCUAAAGAAGAAUUAUCAGUAAACAUAUAUCAACGAUUAAAAUGGAUAAUGUAUGUUGAAAAUAAAAUGCUAGAAGUUGACGGUAAAUUAGUUAUGUAUCACGAAAAUUUAAAACGAUUACGUCGUCAUUUGGACGUACUUCAGCAAAUACAUUUAGCACCACAAAUGUAUAUUAGCGCUGUCAGUGAAGUUGUCAGAAGACGUACAUUUUCACAAGCAUUUUUGGUGUGGGCGAGUGAUCUUGCUUGUCAAUUAUUAACAGUACACAAUGAGGAAAUUACUAGACGUAGAGAAUUUCAGAGUAAAUUUGAGGGACAUUUUUUGAAUAACCUAUUUCCUGGAUUGGAGGAUCUCCCACCUAGUUUCGCUACUCAAGCCCCAACUGUUUUUGAUAAUGGAUUGCCUAAGUUGACUGCGGAAGAUAUGGAAUCACUUAAAAUUCAAUUACCCGAUCUCACGGAUUCCAUUUCAACGCCCGAUUUAAAUAGCAUAACACAAUUUUUUCUAUCAAAGAGUCUUACUUCAGUAACGAGUAGUGAUGUUAAUAAUAUUAAUAAAAUAAUAAAAGAAGAUGAUAGUACAACUUCAAUGCCUGUUGACGUAUCGUCUACUAAAGAAACCAGCGAUCGAAUAUCUCACAGAGUUGGUUUUGAAUCUGAAACAGACACAGACGAAUUUGAAAAAAUAAGCCAACAAAAUGUCGUGACAGAUUCAACAUCAUCGGCAACAAAACAACAACAGCAACAACAACAAGAAAGAGUUAAUACCUACGAGAAUAAAUUAAUGAUGCCGAAUAAACAAUUGGAGGAAAAUUUGGGUAAUACACGCAGCGAAGUAGAACGUUUACGUACAAUACUAAGUACCCUAAAAUUAGCAAUGAAUGACGCAAUAGUGACAUUUAAAAGUGAAUUAAAUUUAUUACGUGAAAAAGUAAAUACUGAUAAAAUUGGUAUAAUCGACGUUAGCGAACGUAUUAAUGAUGCAUUAAUUUUACAUUCACAUGAAUGUGAACGUAUAUUACGUGAACGUGAGCAAGAAUUAACAGUUGAUCAUGAAUUAGAAUUAGCGGACGCUAAAAAGUUAAUUCAAUCACGUGAUGAAGAAAUACGUAAUCUAAAGUCAACAAUAGUCGCUAAAGAAAGGGAGUUUGCUGAACAAGAGCGAUUGCUAACAGCUCAGCUAAUGCGUCAAAAAUUGGAUUUUCAGCAAGAAGAAAUUUGUAAUUUGCAGAAACGUUAUCAAAGUCAAUUAAAUGAAGCAUUGGAACAAGCUAGAUUAGACAAAGAUAAUGCAUUGGCACAAGCACGCGAGGCUAGUUUGAUUGAAAUAAAUUCACUGACGUUACAGCUUGAGGAGAGCCAUAAAAAAAUACGUGAAUUGGAAGAUACAUUGGCUACAACACGUGCCGAUCAGUCAAAAUUAAUUAAAGAGACAACUGAUAAAUUACAAGCUGAAUUUAAAACUGAAAUUGAAACCAUAAGAAGCCGAUUUAAAUUAAUGGCUGCUUCAACUGUUAUGGAACGUAGUCCAAGUGAUUCAAGUCUUGAAAAAAUUGAGCGUCCCGAUGUAAUAGAAUUAUCGAACCACGAAUCGAUUCUCGCGCAAACAAGAGAAAAUCUCGAGUCAGAAAAAGCCGAAGCAGUUCGUCAAGCUCUAGUGAAAGAAAAUUCUGAUUUUGAAGCUAAAUUACAAUACGCACUUGCAAUGUCAACUAAAAAAUUAACAUCUGAAUUAGAAUCACAGCGAUUGCGUGAAACAGCACUAGUUGAAGACUGUCGUCAGUAUCAAGAAAUAAUUCGACGUCUUACUGAAGACGAUUGUUCAACUCAUCAAGCUUUCAAAGAGAAAUUAAAAAGUCUCGAGGCUGAAAAAUAUCAUUUGGAAAAUAAAAUGUCUGCGGACCGUAAAAUUUUAAAACAACGAGAAUCGCAAUUGCAUGAAUUGGAACUAGAACGUGAUGAAUUACGUCAGGAAUUAAAUGACGAGCGUUUGAAAAUGAGCCAAAGUAGUUCCGGUGGUUCAAAUACUGGAGUCGUAAGCGGAAAUACAAGUGGUGGAAUUGUUGAUACUCUGAAAACAUUACUGUCAAGUAGCAAAGAUGAUAUUGAAGUAUCGGAGUCUAAAAAAGUACGAUUAGAAUCAGUAGAUGAUACGGAAUCACUUAUAAGAAGAUUAGAAAUACUUGAAGUUGACAAUAAACGUCUCAGUGUUGAAUUAAAAGCAUCAAGAGAAAGCCGUGAAUCAAUAGAAGCACGUGUUGAUGCAUUGGAAGCAGACAAAGUUAGAUUAGAAAUAGAACUUGUUAAAGAAAGGGCUCUACGUGGUGGAUAUAGUGGGAGACAUACUGGAGGUGGGGGUGGAAGUGGAGGCGGUGUGAGUGACAGUGGUAUGGCAUCAUCUAUUGAGUCACGUGACAAAGAUAUGAUUGCUUCGGUGGCUGUUGUUACAGAAACGAAUGACGAUACAGGAGCUGUAAGAGGAUUAUUUCGGGAAAAACUUAUUAAAAGUACCAACAGUUUGCUAAGCCAAUUUUCAAUAAGUUUGCACACUUGUAAUCCUGGUGAUUGCGUUGUUGUACUGUGGGAUACUGUACACACUAGUUACAUUGUACUGCAGGAAUCAAGGACAAUGUAUUUUCUACAUUCUGAUUGUGUGGAUCUUUUGGAAUUAAAAACUGGACCUGAUGGUUUGCCAAGACAAAUUUAUGUUAUUGGAGAGGUCAUUGAUAAGCAGUAUUGUCACGCCAAAAAGCCGGAAAAUCGUUACCACGUGCCUCAAGGUACAAAAUUUUACCGUGUAAGAGUAAAACCACUGCAACGAGAUUGCACUUUACUAGCUUCAUCGUCCGAUAAAAGUCAGCAGUAAUUAUUUUAUAAAUUUUCACAAUUAAAAAAAAAUUGAGCUUUACUAACAAAACAAACUAAUAAUAAAUUAUUAAAACUCCAAGUUGAUCUAAAUUUAAAAAUGACUAAAAAUUUUCUAAAUUUUAAAUAAACAAUUAAGAAAAUUAAUUUUAAUUUUAUUGUGAAAUAAAUUCUGCUGUGAUCGACUGAGCUCGUAUCAUUAUUUGGAUUUUUUUUUCCAUUUCUAUAAUUAAUUAUGACAAUUAUUACAAUUAUUAAUUAAUAAUGAUACGAGAUAAAAAAAUUUUAAAAAACAUAAUUAAAUAUGUUGGCGUUAUUGUGAUAUUGUCGAUUAUGAAUAAGGUGUGUGGAUUUAGCUGUGACUGCGUGAUAAAUUAAGGAAAAAAAUAGAAAAAAAAAUUAAAUAAAUAAACAAAACAAAAAAAAAAUUAACUUAUAAUAAUAAUAGUAAUUAAAAAUUUUUAGAAACUUAUGGUUUGAGAAUUAAUUAAUUAAAAAGAAUAUUAAUCAAUUUUUUUUUAUUUGAUAAAAUAUCAAAAAUCAUUUUUUUUUAUUUUAUUUUAUUGGAUUAUCAAGUAAUUUAUUUUUAAUCAUUGGACCGUGAAGAUAAUACGUGUUGAAUAUUAAUCGUUAAUUAAUUAACAUUUUAAUUGGUAAUUAUUGCGAUUAUUUAAUUAAUAUCGUAAAAUAUUUAUCGAGAAAAUAUUAAAGGCAUGCAAUAUAUCAAUAGCCGAUAUAUAAUUUAGAAAAAAAAUUAAUUAACCUCAUUAAUUAUUGUAACUUAUUAACCUUUUUUUUUACUUAUCCAUAAUUAGUCCUAACGGAAAGUUAAAUUAAGGGAAGAAAAAGCAUUAAUGCUGUAAAAUUAAAAAAAAAUUUUCUUUCAGUUUGUAAAAUUUAAAAAAAUUUUUUUCAAAUAUUUUGAUACAUAACGAAAAAUAUGACGGAAUUUUAGAAAUUAAAUUAAUAAAUUUUUAUAGUUUUAACUACUUAGUAUUAAUUAAUAGAAAAAAAAAUAAUCAAAG